AUGGAAUUUAAAGAAAAGGGGAAUAAGGAGUACGCAGCAGGCAAUUGGGAGGCGGCAGCGGAAUUGUUCACACGGGCGCUGGCGGUGGAUCCGGAUUUCGGGGUAUGCCUGGCAAACAGAGCCGCGUGCUGGAUCCAUUUAGGCCGCUGGUCGGCAGGGCUGAGCGACUGCGAGGCUGCCGUAACCAAGUCGCUGGCCCCUCAGGUUAAAGUCAAGGUUUAUUGGCGUAAAGCCAAAUGCCUGCAGGCGCUGGGGCAGCCCGUGGGCGAGACCCUGGUCCAGCUGCGGGCACUUGAUCCCGACAACAAGGAGCUGCACGCCAUGCUCCAGCCGGUCCCCGUAGUCGCCAUAGACUCGUUGCCGGCGUUUUCAGAAGCACCUGCACCGCCAAAGCCGUCCAAUUGGACCCCGCCGGGCCGGCCAAUCGCUUAUGCAACCAUUCAGUCAUUACUGCGACAGAAGCGUCCCGAGGCGGACGACUUUGCCUUCUCCAUCGAGCCCCAGGAGCUCGUGGCCGCCCACCGCGGGAUUGGCAUUGAUCCGGAGGUGAUUGACUACUACCACGACUUAAUCGCCGCGCGUGGCGGAACCCACGGUGCCGCCCUGCUGCGUGCCUUGAAAUCGUGCGACCGCUACUCUUCUGCAGAAUUUUUGGCCGACGAGUCCCUGGCGGCUGCAGCGUCAAAAGCCGUUUCGUAA
Messenger RNA from Wickerhamiella sorbophila, 699 nucleotides. Its product is annotated as DnaJ subfamily C member 7. Gene Ontology annotation, molecular function: Hsp90 protein binding. The record is from RefSeq and is a predicted model, not a curated record. Bases 1 to 699 code for a protein of 232 amino acids. The transcript has a single exon. Lineage: Eukaryota; Fungi; Ascomycota; Dipodascomycetes; Dipodascales; Trichomonascaceae.